AUGUUUGAAGCUCAAAUGCAAUUACAUCGGGAAUUUUUAGAAGCCCAAUGUGACACAAAGAAAAAGCAACAUGUGCAAUCGGUUAAGUUACCGAAACUGGAGAUAUGUUUUUUCAAUGGUGAUAAAAUUAAAUGGAUUGAAUUUUGGGACAGUUUUGAAAGCUCAGUGCAUAAAAGUGAAACGUUAUCAAAUAUUGAUAAAUUCAAUUACUUAAGGAGUAAACUUGAAGGUGAAGCUUGUAGUGCUAUAGCGGGCUUAUCGUUGUCGAACGAAAAUUACAGGGUGGCAGUCAACAUUCUCAAGGAGCGUUUUGGUGACACUCAGGAAGUCAUUGACCUCCACUACAACAAGCUUAUCAACAUCAGACCAGCCGGCGAUUAUGUCGAAAGCUUGCGGAAAUUCCUAGAUACCAUGGAUAAACAUCUAAGAAGCCUGGAAGUACUUGGACAAAAUAUUGAUCAAGAUGUGUUCGUUGCUGUUGUUAAAUCGAAACUACCGAGCAACGUUAUUCGACAUCUUGAAAUCCAAAAAGGUUCACGCGAAAAGUGGACAAUAAAGAAGCUUCGAGAUAUUCUCUGUGAAUACAUUGUGGCUAGUGAAAAAGCAGAAAAGGUGCAAAAAUCAGAAACAGUUAAACCUAAAACAAACAGGUUUAAUAAUAACACGAAACCGGAGUUAAAAGUACAAUCAUUUGGUCAAAGAAAAGUGUACAGCCAGCCAGUAAGUUCAUCAGAAGCGUUAUCUGCUGGCUCUUUUGAAAACAGGAAUAAAAACUGUCGCUAUUGUUCAAAAUUACAUUGGAGCGAUGAAUGUGUUAAGCACAAGACCAUUGAUGAAAGAAAAUUAUGUUUAAAAGGCAGUUGCUUUAAAUGCUUGAGGGGAGGACAUUCGUCGCGUGACUGCAAAAGCAACAAAGUAUGUGUACAUUGUGGUCAGCAACAUGUGCAUCAUCGCAGCUUAUGUCCAAAGAAAUUUAAAAGUAAAAGUGUGAAUGAAAAUGUAGCUGUAUCUGAAGAAGUGAGUGAAACGUACGAGAAUAAUACACUUCCCAAAGAAAAUGCUCUCUUGUCCACAGGUGAAAUAGUUCUAAUGCAAACAGCGCGAACAAAUGUCGAAAAUCCUGACAGUCAGUUUGAAAGGAAAGCCCGUGUUUUACUUGAUUCAGGGUCUCAAAGAACCUACAUCACUGAAAGCUUGGCAAGUGCACUUAAUCUCAAAAAAGCUGAAACGCAAGAAAUUCGUUUGGUAACGUUUGGCAGUAAUAAAAAUAAAGUAAUCAAAACAGAAAGCACAAAUUUGAAGUUAAAGCUGACUGAUGGAAGUGAUAUGAUGAUUACUGCAAACGUUGUUCCAAAUAUAACCGGAAACAUUGAAAGGAAACCUGCUAACAUCUAUAAAAGGGAUGAUUUCAAAAACCUGACUCGCAAUCUGAGAUUAGCAGAUACUGUACCAUGUGAAACUGAAUCAGGUCUUAUCGACAUAUUGAUUGGGAAUGAUUUCUAUUUGGACAUUAUUCAACCUGACAGAAUAGAAGUUCAACCAGGACUUUAUUUGCUGUCAUCUAAACUUGGAUGGUUACUCUCAGGAAGAACAAACGCAGUUGACGAUAGUGUUGAAGAUAUCAGUAUGCUCAUUCUUACGCAUGGAAAAAUGGUUACAGAAUCGAAUUUGUUCACGGAUGUUGAUAAGUCUCUUCCUACAAAACCAGACCUUGAGGACUUCUGGAAUGUCGAAACGAUCGGAAUAACAAAUCCAAUAGACCAGUCAGAUGAUCAAACAGCAAUGAAAAACUUCAAGAAUACAUUUAAACGUUCAGAUGGCAGAUAUCAGGUGACUUGGCCAUGGCGUGACGAAUACCAAGAAUUGCCUGAAAACCGUGGCUUGGCAUUAGGAAGAUUAAAAUCUUUAGCAAACAAAAUACAAAGAAAUCCAGAGCUUAUGGAAAGGUACAAUGCGACAAUUAAUAAUCAGUUAAACAAUGGCAUUAUUGAAAAGGUAGACAAAGAAAACUGUGAUGGGCGCAAGCAUUACAUACCACACCACGUAGUCAUCACACCACAGAAAACAACUACAAAACUAAGAAUCGUGUAUGAUGCUUCUGCAAAAACAAGUAAAGAAUACAAGAGUUUGAAUGAUUGUCUCUGCAGGGGACCGGUAUUACUCAAUGACCUGUGUGGAAUAAUGUUGCGGUUUAGACUUUAUAAGAUCGGAAUAGUUGCAGAUAUUGAAAAGGCAUUUCACCAAGUUAGACUACAACCAUCGGACAGGGAUGUGACACGAUUUUUGUGGUUUAAGGAUUUGAGUGCACCAAUGAUGGAUCAAAACAACAUUCAGGAAUACAGAUUUUGUAGAGUCCCAUUCGGUGUGGUAUCCAGUCCAUUCUUACUGAGUGCUACUAUCGAGCAUCAUUUGGAUAUGUACGAGACAGAAGUGGCUGAAAAGCUCAAAAGUGAUAUAUACAUGGACAAUUUGGUUACAGGAACUGAUUCUGUUGGUGUUGCAAAAGAUCUGUAUCGUGAUUCAAAAGUUAUGUUUAAUGAAGCAAAAAUGAACCUUCGAGAGUGGAAUACAAAUAGUGUCGAAUUGAAAAGUGUGAUUGAAAGCAAAGAUUUAGCUGACGAACAAGUGACAACAGUUUUAGGUCAUACGUGGGAUAUACAAAAUGAUACCAUAGCAUUAAAUCAAGUGAAGAAUCUUAAUGAGAACGACAAGGCAAUAACGAAGAGAAAUGUGCUUAAACAGAUUGCGUCGGUAUUCGAUCCGAUGGGAUUAUUAUCUCCUGUUACCUUAAAAGGAAAGUGUUUGCUUCAAAGCCUAUGGAAAAAGAACAUAGAAUGGGAUGAUCGUCUUGGAAGUCAGGACGAAAAUGAAUGGCUGGAGAUAAAGGAAGAUUUGCAAGACAUAGCAAAUUGUAGAGUGAAACGUUGUGUAGCUUUUUCGGAGCAAUCUGAAGUUGUAACGUAUACUCUUGUGUGUUUCUGUGACGCUUCCAACCUGGCGUACGCUUCAUCGAUAUAUUUGUUACAAGAAAGCAAAUGCAGCAAAAAGUGUGAUUUGAUCUUUGCAAAGAGUAGACUUGCACCAAUAAAAGAAAUGACAAUACCAAAACUUGAAUUGAUGGCAGUACUGAUUGGUGUUAGAAGUACACACUUUGUGGAAAAGCAAUUAAAGAUAAAGUUGAAAGCAAAAAUAGUGAUGUCAGAUUCACAGUGUGUUUUACAUUGGAUACACUCACAGAAAAAGUUGCCAGUGUUCAUUGAAAACCGGAUAAAAGAAAUAAGAACUCAUUCUGAUAUUAGUUUUCAAUACGUUAACACCAAGGAUAACCCAGCAGACAUAUUAAGUCGUGGAUGUACAAUUGGUGAAAUUCAAAGGUCCAAUUUGUGGUGGAAUGGGCCGAAGUGGCUGUUGGAACCCAAGGAACAAUGGCCUAUAAAUAGGAGUACUGAUCCUAACAAUGAAAACAGUUGUGUGACAAGUGAAGUUAAACCAAAUCGUGGUCAGAUUCAAAAAGAAGAAAAUAUUCUAGUAGAAAAAGAAAGUUCACGCGAUAUUAAACCACCCUUCGAAAUUGACAUUGAAAAGUACUCCUCUUUGACAAAAGUGUUUCGAAUAACGGCAUGGUGUAACCGAUUUGUGAAUCGACUAAAAGAUAACGUUCCAAGUUGUGUUAAUCUUAAAAGUGAAGAGAUAGAAAAUGCUGAAAAAAUGUGGAUACUACACACACAGAAAAUACAUUUCUCAGAUAUGUUCACAUCGCUAGGUGCAAAGAAACCAAACAAUUUGACCAAACAGCUAGGUCUUUACAUUGAAGAUAGUGGUAUACUUAGGUGCCAUGGAAGACUUGAUCAAGCAGAGCUUAGCGAAGCAGAAAGACAUCCUAUUUUACUACCUAGCAAGUCCAGAUUUACGGAUUUAGUGAUUGAAAAGCGAUUUAUAGCCAUACGGGGAACACCAUCCGAAAUAAUUAGUGACAAUGCUAAACAAUUCAAAUUAUCAAGUGAUACAAUCAAGCUAGUGUGGUCGAAUGUAAUUAAAAGCAAGGACGUGCAAAAUUUCUCAUCAAAUGAAGGAAUAAAAUGGAAUUUCAUAGUUGAGAGGGCACCAUGGAUGGGAGGUUUCUAUGAGCGAUUAGUUGGGCUGGUAAAAAGAGCUCUGAGGAAGUCGGUUGGUAGAAAAAUAUUGACAGAAGAUCAACUACAAACCAUGUUAAAAGAGACCGAAGCUAUAGUUAAUUCCCGGCCGUUGACGUACAUAGGAGAUGACCUAAAUUCCUCAGUGACAAUAACUCCAAGACAUUUCCUAUGUUUAAACCCCAAAACUGGGAUACCAGAAAGUGAUAUCUUAAGUGAUGACCCGGAUUAUAAAGUUCAUUACACUAAUAAGGACAAGUUGUUAGAGUUGUGGAAAAAGGGUGAAAAACUUCUUAACGCAUUUUGGAAUAUUUGGAGAAAUGAAUACCUCUUAAGUUUAAGAGAAAGGACCCAAAACAAGUUAAAGUGUCAAGAGUGCAAUCCCAUCAGUCUCCAAAUGUUGGAGACAUAG
This is a messenger RNA of Mya arenaria, 4545 nucleotides long. RefSeq lists its product as uncharacterized. The record is from RefSeq and is a predicted model, not a curated record. Bases 1 to 4545 code for a protein of 1514 amino acids. Lineage: Eukaryota; Metazoa; Mollusca; Bivalvia; Myida; Myidae. The transcript is spliced from 2 exons. Gene Ontology annotation, molecular function: zinc ion binding; nucleic acid binding; aspartic-type endopeptidase activity. Gene Ontology annotation, biological process: DNA integration; proteolysis.